Molecule: messenger RNA, 6761 nt
Organism: Epinephelus moara (kelp grouper)
Lineage: Eukaryota; Metazoa; Chordata; Actinopteri; Perciformes; Serranidae
Gene: ap3d1
Product: adaptor related protein complex 3 subunit delta 1
Exons: 35
Coding region: 218-4036 (1272 amino acids)
Biological process (GO): protein targeting to vacuole; neurotransmitter receptor transport, postsynaptic endosome to lysosome; synaptic vesicle budding from endosome
Cellular component (GO): presynaptic endosome; terminal bouton; membrane coat
Source: RefSeq, a predicted model, not a curated record
AUUUCCUACACUGAUCCAUUGCCAGCGUCUCUGCACAGCACAGGACGCCCCGUCUGGCCUCAGCUUCAUCUGCCCGGGCUUGGUAAACAGCAGCGGACCCUGCACGCACGGUACCCGGGUGGAUGAGAGACUGUCUAGAGGGUCGGUCGGCACCCACUAGACCCCUGGAAGCUGCUUGGCCCCCGCAGGAUAAAAGCGGUACCAGUCACAGGCAGACAUGGCUUUGAAGAUUGUCAAAGGGAGCAUCGAUCGGAUGUUCGAUAAAAAUCUUCAGGAUUUAGUACGUGGCAUUAGGAAUCACAAGGAAGAUGAGGCCAAGUACAUCUCCACAUGCAUUGACGAGAUCAAACAGGAGCUCAAGCAGGACAACAUCGCCGUCAAAGCCAAUGCCGUGUGCAAGCUCACCUACCUUCAGAUGCUGGGCUAUGAUGUCAGCUGGGCUGCUUUCAACAUCGUUGAAGUCAUGAGCUCCUCCAAGUUCACAUACAAGAGGAUUGGCUACCUGGCGGCCUCACAGUGCUUUCACGAGAGCACCGAUGUCAUUAUGCUGACAACCAAUCAGAUCCGAAAGGAUCUCAGCAGUCCCAACCAGUAUGACACAGGUGUUGCCCUCACUGGACUCUCUUGUUUUGUGACCCCUGACCUGGCUCGGGACUUAGCCAAUGACAUCAUGACACUGAUGUCCCACACUAAACCCUACAUCCGAAAGAAGGCAGUGUUGAUCAUGUACAAGGUGUUUCUGAAGUACCCAGAGUCCCUGCGACCUGCUUUCCCCAGGCUCAAGGAGAAACUGGAGGACCCAGACCCAGGUGUCCAGUCUGCAGCAGUAAAUGUUAUCUGUGAGCUGGCUCGAAGAAAUCCGAAGAACUACCUGUCUCUGGCCCCGCUCUUCUUCAAACUCAUGACCUCGUCGACCAAUAACUGGGUUCUCAUUAAGAUCAUCAAGUUGUUCGGUGCGCUCACACCGCUGGAGCCACGGUUGGGGAAGAAGCUGAUCGAACCUCUGACCAAUUUAAUUCACAGUACCUCUGCCAUGUCUCUGCUGUAUGAAUGUGUCAACACUGUGAUUGCAGUGUUGAUUUCCUUGUCCUCUGGGAUGCCUAACCACAGUGCUAGUAUCCAGCUCUGUGUGCAGAAACUGCGAAUCCUGAUAGAAGACUCGGACCAGAACUUGAAGUACCUGGGCCUGCUGGCCAUGUCAAAGAUCCUGAAGACCCACCCCAAGUCAGUACAGUCUCAUAAGGACCUCAUCCUCCAGUGUCUGGACGACAAGGACGAGUCCAUUCGCCUGAGAGCUCUGGACCUGCUCUAUGGCAUGGUUUCCAAAAAGAACUUGAUGGAGAUUGUAAAGAAACUGAUGCUGCAUGUGGACAAAGCAGAAGGAACCACCUACAGAGAUGAACUCCUCACCAAGAUCAUCGACAUCUGCAGCCAGAGCAACUACCAGUACAUUACCAACUUUGAAUGGUACAUCAGCAUCCUGGUGGAGCUGACCCGGCUAGAGGGCACACGGCACGGCCACCUCAUUGCCUCUCAGAUGCUGGAUGUGGCUAUCCGGGUCAAAGCCAUCCGGGCCUUUGCUGUUGCCCAGAUGGCCACUCUGCUGGACAACGCCCACCUGUUGACAGGCAACGUGCAGCGAAAGGGCAUCUGCGAAGUGUUGUAUGCCGCAGCCUGGAUCUGCGGUGAAUUCUCAGAACACCUGGAGAACCCGAUGCAGACGCUAGAGGCCAUGCUGCGGCCUAAGGUUGCCACCCUACCGGGCCACAUCCAGGCAGUGUACGUACAGAACGCAGCCAAGCUGUUUGCCACGGUGCUGAAGAGCCAGGAGGGGAACACAGACGGCACAGCAGCACAGGAAACCAGCCAGCUGAUGAUCGACAGGCUGCCUCUCUUUGUCCAGAGCGCCAACCUGGAGGUGCAGGAGAGGGCGUCUUGCAUCCUGCAGCUGGUCAAGUACAUCCAGAAGCUGCAACAGAAAGAGGUAGAAGUAGCAGAGGAAGUCAUUGCUUUGUUCGCUGGAGAACUCAACCCUGUAGCCCCCAAGGCACAGAAGAAAGUGCCUGUUCCUGAAGGUCUGGACUUGGAUGCCUGGAUCAACGAGCCUCCAUCUGAGAGCGAGUCUGAGGAUGAGCAGCCCAAGGCUAUUUUUGCCAAGGAGGAGCCCAAACACUCCCGCCCCCGUCACACAGAGGUGGACGAGAAGGAGCUGGCGAGGAGGAGAGAAGCCAGAAAGCAGGAGCAAGCCAACAACCCGUUCUACAUCAAGGCCUCUCCAUCCUCUCAGAAGGUGUACCAGGAGGCCCCUGGAGUGGAGCACAUCCCAGUCGUGCAGAUUGACCUCAGUGUGCCUCUGAAAGUCCCAGGUCUGCCUAUGUCUGACCAGUACGUGAAACUUGAGGAGGAGCGUCGGCAGAAAGAGAGAGCAGAGAAGAAGAAGAAAGAGAAGAAGAAGAGGAAAGAAAAGCGCAGCGGACGAGGGAAGAAACACGAUUCGGGCCCGGAAAGUGAGGAGGACAUCACGCCUGCGCACAUGGUCGACAUUGUUACCGAGGAGAUGCCAGAGAAUGCCUUACCCAGUGAUGAUGAUGACAAAGAUCCCAAUGACCCCCAUAAAGCCCUGGACAUCGACCUGGACAACUUGGUGGAGAUGGCUGGGCGUAGGCCACUCGCUGACAGUGAGAAGCUGCCUGUCAGGUCACACCGUGCAGCAGAGGCUCUCAAAAGCCCGGCUGAGGACGGAGACAUGGAGAGUGCCGCUUCACAGGAGCCCAAGAAGAAGAGCAGCAAAGAAAAGCGUGAAAAGAAGAAGGAUAAAGACAGGGAUAGGAAGAAGAGCAAAGAAGAGAAGAAGAAGAAGAAACACAAACAUGAAGACAAAGGGGAGGAUCUUCUUGGGGAGCAGGCAGACGAGCCUGUGGUCCAAUCAGAAGAAACUAAUGAGGUGGCUGCACCUCCCGCCUCCACCACUGCUGAGGUUUCGGAUCUGGAUUUCUGGCUCUCAAACGCUCCAGUGCCCUCUAACACCCAGGAAGCAGCAACAGUAGCAGCAGCAGCAGCAGAAGCAGCCCCCGUGCCUGAGGCGGCCUCUGGCACAGCACCAGACUCCGAGCCCGAUGAGCCCAAAGACACCGAGAUGGAGGAGACGAAGUCCUCCAAACACAAGAAGAAGAAGCAGAAAAAGGAGAAGGAAGAGAAGGAGAAGAAAAAGAAGAAGAAGCACCAUCACCACCAUCACCACAGCGAAGGAGGGGGAGAGGAGUCGGUGCAGAACGGCACUGUGGAGGAGGAAGAGCCUCUGCCGCCCAUGUCCAAUUACUGCCUGCUGGCUGAGAACUCCUACAUCAAGAUGAUGAUGGAAGAUGCUGAUGAGGUGAACGACAUCCAGGGAAACCUGCAGGAUGGCAGCCAGGUGGUGGUGUCUGUUAUAUUUGAAAACAAGUGCGACAGCUUCCUCAAGUCCAUGGAGUUCAACGUGCUGGACUCUCUCAACUCCAAGCUGCAGAGGCCAGAGGGGUCAGGUCCACAUGACGGCCUCACCGUUCCCUUUCAACUUCCACCUGGGGUGUCCAAUGAAGCCCGAUUUGUCUUCACCGUACAAAGCAUCGUAAUGCCACAGAAACUGAAGGGAACCCUCACCUUCAUAGUAAAGAAUGAAGACUCCUCUACUCAUGAAAAACUGGACUUCAAACUGCACUUUACCUGCACCUCCUACCUAAUCACUACUCCUUGCUACAGUGAUGCGUUUGCAAAGCUGCUUGAGUCGGGCGACCUGAAGUGCAGCUCUGUCAGACUGGAGGGAGUCAACAUGCCCUUCCACCACCUACUGGCCAGGAUCUGCUUCCACCACCAUUUCUCUGUUGUGGAGAGGAUCGACUCCUGUGCCUCCAUGUACAGCAGGUCUAUCCAGGGUCACCACGUCUGUCUGCUGGUCAAAACUUCUGGCGAGACAGUGUCCAUUGACGCUAAAUGUGACGAGCCGACGCUGCUUGGGAAUGUGCUGGAUGAGAUCAAGCAGACCUUCUCUCAGUGCUGAUUGUGUCCGACAGCCCCAGGGUGCUGUCGGACACAGGGUGCUGCCCCCCCCCCGACCCCUCCAUGCCACCCCUCCUCCCUCGCUGAAACACAACAUAAUCAUGUUACGAAACACUGCGGCUGGCACCACCAGUAUCGCCCUAUUUAUUAGUCCUCAGAUUCGCAACAUUUCUAUCCCCUUCCCUUCUUCUUCUUCUUCUUCUUCUUCUUCGGUGAUUGUCGCUCCGCACUCUGAGCUCUGUGGUCACUCCCCGACACUUGAUGUUGUUUUACAGACUCACUGUGUACAUGCGCCGUCUUCUCUGCAACGCACUUUUCAUCUUUACUUCCUGGUUUACCAACCCCCCCUUCCAACAGCCACUCUGACUCUGUACUGAGCUCCUGUUUCUGGAUGUCCUGCAUCCUCUGCUCUUUCCUGUGUACUUCUCUCCGCCCUCCACUCUGUCUGCAAUUCAGUUUGUGACCGUCAUGUAAUGUAAUGUUGACAACUGGACUUUUGCUGUUGAUGGUUGAAUUGUGAUUUUACUGUUUUGAAGGUUUUGUCUUCGGUUUGUUUUUUUUUGUUUGUUGUUUUGUCUCUGUCUUUUUUUUUUUUUUUUUGUCUGAAACCCGUCUGCGCCUUCGUCUCGCCCCCCUUCUCUCUGCCCACUAAACAUCAGUGUGCGUGCUGCUCGGCUUUUCUAGGCCUGGAAAAAAACUAUGUGACUGACUCUUUCUCAGACUGGUCCAAGCUGGAAACAAACAGGGACUCUUAACCUGCUCACCCACCGCUGACCUGGUGCCUGGAGAACACCAGACGCCGACCACCUGCAGCUUCAGUAGUGCAGAGAUGAAACCACAGCUACAUAUAAGGCAUGGGGGGUUUAGACUUGCCCUACUUGCCUUUUGGCUCAGAGCAAAUCUGCCAGUGUUAAUUCAACACAAUCCUUGUGUGGCACUACGGGUGAUUUGUACAGUAGAUCAGUGGUUUUGCUCUGUGCCUUAGCGGCGCAGUCUGACCUACUCCAGCGCUCCAUGAGUCUCGUAGAGCCCCACCUCCCUCCCCAGUUCAUCUGCUCCCUCAUCAACUGUGCUAAACUGCAGUUUGAUUCCCCAAGAACUUCCAACAUAUCAUUUCCUCCACAAAUCAAUUAAUUUGAAGGCAGGAGUGUGUAAAAAUGAAAUGAAACUCCAGGGUGGAAGUGUACAGUGUAAUGUGAGAGUCAGGCCGGUGCCACCUUUAUCAGCCUCCUCUUAAACUCACAUAGUUUGUAAAGAUGUUAUAUUACUGUAAUGCUCAGAAGGAUACAGUUACAUGGUGCUGAGGGCCCUCGUUUGUGUCACCAUGUGGUCAAAUUAGUGACAGAAUAAUGAGGUGUAAAGAGAGCUGCUCAUGUUACAUCACUAUCCUGGGUAGGUCAAAUAUGGCUGGUUAAGGGACGACAAUAUCAACCUGGCUUUAGUUUAAAACCUUCAGGUUCUCUGUGAGCAGAGGCUGUGAAGUGGUCGGUGGUUUUAGGUUCCCUUUCAAUCAGUAUUAGGCAAUGUGUACGGAAGCCUCCACUCUGCUGUUUUGUCUGUUUUCAUGUGAAAUCAUGCGCCUGUGCCGCCGCGACGUUUGCAUCACAGUAGCUGCACCCGGACCCCCAGUGUUUCUUUCCCCCUUCAGAAACUGCCUUGCCAUUUUUUGUGCAUUGACAUAUGAUGAUGAACAUGGAUGGCUGUUGGGUUUUUUUUCUCAAAAUGGCCGCCUCUUGGAGGUACUUGAUGUUUUAGUUUGUGUCAUUCAUGUCUGAAGUCACUACCCGGUCCAGCACGACUUAACCUCGUAGUAGCAGCAAGAUAAAAACUGACUCGGUAGCGUCUCUGAUCAUAUAUAUACCGGUAAGGCCCUCUUCACAUCUGUCUGCUGUUGUAGAUAACGACUAUGAUAAUGAUGUCUGUGACCUGGAGAUCAGGUCAGCCAUUCCACGAGAUCUUCUGUGCAGUGGUAGAGUCUGAAUACAGAAGUGAUCGGCUGUAUUUCAGGAAUGUCAAUAGAAAAUAAGUAUAUGUAUUCCCUGUUCCUGGAAAUGACUGAUGUAAGAAACUGAAAAAAAAAACCUCCCCUAAUCAUACAUUGUCCUGAUUCUGAUCAUUCUCCUGUGCAUAAUAUUUGAUUAAAAUUUGUAUAUUGCAUGAUUAGGAAUGUACACUUUUUAUUUCCUUUUUAUUUCUGUUCCAUCGACACACUUACACAAAGAAAAACUCGUCAUUCCAUUUUGUCCUUUUUUUCUUUAUAGUUUUUUUUAUGAAGUUUACUUGACCAUUCUCUAUUUUUGAUGGUAUUGUGUUUUUAUCUAUUCUAAGUUCAGACAAUUAAAAAAAAAAAAAGGUGAUAUCGUUGAAUGUUUUAAAUUAUUAAACACGGGGAAGGAAGGGGGUUAUAUUCGGUGUCAUGGCACUGAGGGCGUGGGGCUCCGAAUAAUAAGUAAAACAGGUCACAUGAAGCAGUGUACUGAGAGACGACCCACUCUGUCUUAAUUCUCUAUCGGUUCAGUUGUAGUGAGUUAUUUUACCAAGUUUGGCUUGUGACAUUGAAAUAUACUCUGGUAUGACUUUGACUUUUGGAAGGUCCUGUCUUUUUAUUUCUCCAUAUUCCAUUAUCAAGCUGUACAAUGUAAAUGUUUUAAAGGGGACAACAUAAAUUAUCUACAUUCCCUUUAAAGAAAGUCCACCCAAAUUAAAAAUAAAGGCUGUAAGAAGCU